AGGUUGGCAGGAAAGCAAGGCUGAUGAGUUAAAACCAUGUAGGCUUAAGUUGCAAGCGGGCAAGAUCAGAGUGACGCUGUUUGAAAGGGGAAAUGCUUAGAAGAGUAGGAGAAGACAGAAUGCGGAAACUGUUAUUCAGAGGCACAAAUCUCUGCCCUCUUAAUUUGCAUCUCCUUACCUAUUCGUUCAGUUUAACACCAGUUUCCCAGAGAGCUGUGUACACCCCCCUUCCAUGGGAAGUUUAUCAUUCUCUCUGCUGUAAAGAUUUUAGGGUCACCUGGUAAUCUGCCACUAUUGGGAUGGGUUAGUGGUACGUGUGAGGAGCCUGCCCGUGUUCAGAUCAUGGCCUGCUUUCUACCACUGCAUGGGCUGCUUAAAGAGGGGUGUAUUAGUAUUUCGUGACAAUGGAAGAAAAAGAAAUCUGAGGUAUGGUGGCUCCCAGGCUGAAGGGAGGAGCUUGCCCAGCAGUGACACCCAAGGAGAUGAGCUCAUGGGAGGUCAGCUCUGGUGGAUGGUAACCAGGCCCUGUGCUCUCCGCCUAGUUGUGCCAAGUGUAUGGUAGGGAUUUUCUGCUUCCUCAGAAUGUUUCUAUCUUUUUAAAUAGUGCUCCAUAACUGCAAACAGAGUGGGCCUCAGGUGUGUCUGAGAGAGCUCCUCUCUGGCAGGCACACAGCUUUUAAGUUAAACUGGGGAGUUUCUAGUUAGGAAUCCAGAAAGAACUACAGCUCCCAGUGGCCCACGCGCCACCUCCCUCCCAUGCCCGGUGGCAGACGGAAGCACAGCAGCAGCGUUGAGAAGGCCGGCGGUGAGGAAGUGGUUGUGGCCUGGGCCUGACUGGGCCAUGGAGUUCUCCAGACAGCUCUAUGCAAUCAGCGAGGCGCUGGACAGGGCUGAGCUGGCGGCUAUGAAGUUUCUCAGCUUGGAGCAUGUCCCUGUGAGGAAGCAGGAAGCCAUUGAGGAGCCCAAGGCCUUCUUCCAGGCGCUGCUGGAGAAAGGCAUGAUCGAGGCAGGGGACCUGGCCUUCCUGCGGGAGCUGCUCUACCGGAUCAAUCGGAUGGACCUCUUGGCUGCCCAGCUGGGCUCCAGCCGAGAGGUGAUGGAGAAGGAGCUUCAGAUCCCAGGCAGGGCACGGGUGUCACCGUUCAGGUACCUGCUCUAUCAGCUGUCAGAAAACAUCACGAAAGAGGAGAUGAAGUGUUUCAAAUUUCUUUUGGGGAAAGAAUUACCAAAAUGCAAGCUAAGCCCUGAAACUACAAUGCUCGACGUUUUCACUGAGAUGGAGAAGAAGGGGAUUUUGGGAGAAGACAACCUCACUGUCCUGAAGACUCUUUGUGAAAAAAUUGACAAGAGCCUGUUGAAGAAAAUUGAAGAAUAUGAAUUAAACCUAUUUGGUGAAGAAGAGAUGCUUGUAACAGAAGGACAGAGGAGCAGCACAGGAGUCCCUGAAGCCUGUCCCAGAUUGCGGGCAUCAUGUGUGGCACACGAUUCUCCUGGCAGUUGUGAUCAGUUUUCCCAGCUUGAAGCUUACAAAAUGACCAGCCGACCCCGUGGAGUAUGCCUGAUCCUGAAUAAUCACAAUUUUGCAAAAGCCAGGAAAGAAGUCCCAGAACUCAAAAAGAUGAAUGAUCGGAAUGGGACAGACGUGGAUGCAGCUGCUCUGAGCAAAGUCUUCAGCACCCUUCAUUUUAAGAUAGAAGAAUAUAAAGACCUCACUGCAGAAGAAAUCCGUAAGAUUGUGAAUAUCUACCGGUGCAAAGAUCACAAUGACAAAGACUGUUUUGUUUGCUGUGUUCUCUCUCAUGGAAAAAAAGGCAUUAUAUAUGGUGUUGAUGGACAGGAAGUACCUAUCCAGGAACUGACCACUUCUUUCACUGGGCAGAAUUGCCACUCACUUGCUGGAAAACCAAAAGUCUUCUUUGUUCAGGCAUGCCAAGGUGAUGCUCGCCAGAAAGGUGUAACCAUUGAAACAGAUUCUGGAGAGCAAGAUUCUUCUCUAGAAACAGAUGCAAGAUUUCAGCUUGAGUGCAUCCCCUCAGAGGCAGACUUCCUCUUGGGCAUGGCUACCUUGCAAGACUAUGUUUCCUAUAGAAGCUCAAGCCAGGGGAGCUGGUACAUACAGUCACUAUGCCAGCACUUGGAGAACAGCUGUCCUCGAGGAGAAGAUAUUCUCACCAUCCUGACAGCUGUGAAUCAAGAGGUGAGCAGAAAGAUUGACAAACAGAAUGCAGCGAAGCAGAUGCCACAGCCCAGUUUCACACUGAGGAAAAAGCUCAUCUUUCCUGUCAACUAAAUGAGAAAGAACAGCAGAGCAAGAGGAGCUGCAGCAGCUUUAAACAGCUGGUAUCAGCUAAGAAUUUGGUUAAACAUAAUAGACUUUCAGUGUCUACUGGUAGCACAAAUGCAAAUGUUUUUAUUGAUAAUAGACAAGGAGCAAAAGUCUUAAGAACUUAGUAUUAAUUUGUAUGACACUUUAUACCUGAGAGCAUCUCACCUGGUCUUGAAUUUGUAGUUUACUAGCAUAAAAUACACUCAGGGUCUUUUCAGCUGUACCACAAUUGCUGUUUCUUUAUUAAGAUAUAUUGCAAAUGCAAGUUUAAGAAGACAACAGUUAUAAAGCCUUGUGUAUUUUAUACUGACUUCUCUAAAAUAAAAGGGGGGGGGGCUGCUGAUUUUACAGGAUACACACAUCAGUGUGUUUUGUUACUUUCUCCCCUCCCUUUAAAUCGUUUAGGUUUAGAGUCUUGGUAUUCCUUAAGAAAAAGUCAAGAACUUGUCCUGCAGCAUACUUAGCAGUUCAUAGUUGCGACCUGCAUUUCAGAGUAUUCUCUACCCCUAACAUCUUUACAUUCAAAUCAAUUACACAGGUGCAGCUUUAUGCUUCAAGAUGUUCACUUACCUUGCUGACCUUUGAGUCACAGUUGUAGGCAUAGAAAAAGAAGAAUUUACUAGAUAAGUGAACAGCUCUUUAGAAACAUUAUAUUGCCUAUAUUGCCUCUGUGAUUAGUAUGUGCACAGAACAGGGAUUUUUCACAAGCUUUGAGUAAAAGCUAAAGCUUUUUUACUCCCUUUA
Messenger RNA from Cygnus olor (mute swan), 3070 nucleotides. It is a transcript of the gene CASP8, whose product is annotated as caspase 8. Gene Ontology annotation, molecular function: protein binding; cysteine-type endopeptidase activity. The record is from RefSeq and is a predicted model, not a curated record. Gene Ontology annotation, biological process: proteolysis; negative regulation of extrinsic apoptotic signaling pathway via death domain receptors; apoptotic process. Bases 842 to 2290 code for a protein of 482 amino acids. NCBI's taxonomy places the organism in Eukaryota, Metazoa, Chordata, Aves, Anseriformes, Anatidae. The transcript is spliced from 9 exons.